CCUAGGAGCUGUUGAAAAACUUCUUGUCCUAUAACUGAAGUGCCAUCUCUUAAAUUUCUUCAAAAAGGGAUGAUAACUUGUUUAGCAGAAUGCAGGGCCGCACGCGCCGCAUCUCCACCAAGAUUAUCCGUGCCAUCGUGAACGGUGAAAAUGCUGAGACGGAACAAAAGGCGCGAUCGUUAUGUGCACAGCUCAUACAUUACAUAUUCAACUUUUUCUAUAUCUGGAAUUUGGACCUGAAAUUAUACCGAGGUGAUGAUUUUCUUGCUCUAAGACGCGACGUGUGGCAUUUGAACAAUGGUGCAUACACACAAUCUUUUCAACCUGCAGACGAGAGCCCGUCGCCAGGGUCUAAUGAACAGCAUACGACAAUUCUAGUCCCAAUGGGGAGCCUUGGAUAUAGUGGCUCUACAUUUUUUGAGAGUUUGGACGGUAAAUACAUUGUCAAGUCUCUGGACAGACACUUCGAACAUCAUUUCUUCACGCACGAACUGCUUACGCCGUAUCUGAUCCAUAUGCGGGAACAUCCUGACAGUCUCCUGGUGCGUAUCACUGACCUGCUGCAAGUCUCGCAUACCACUCUGGGAGGCAUAUUCGGCACUGAACCAACACACCAUGUUGUCAUGGAGAACCUCCUUUACGGCACUAGGCAGGCUGGCGAUGCGUCACAUUGUGAAACAUAUGAUCUGAAGCCGAAGGACUAUUUUUUUCCGGAGCGUGAUAUUGCAAAUGGCAACUUGGCGUCGCAAAGUGUGAAGAACAAACUGGUGGAUCACUUUCCAGGCAAAGUGCAAAUAUCGCAUGAGGCUACGGAAGAGCUGAUGGCUUUGUUGGAUACAGACACAAAAUUCCUCGCCGACUUCAAUGUCUUAGAUUACUCAUUAUUCCUUGUGCGCUAUCCCUGCACAGCGGAACCGCCUUAUGCUGGGCCGAGUAAACCGGCUGCUCAAAAUAAACUGGCGGCAAAACCGAUUGACUGUUGGAGAACAGGCGUGGUCUCAAGUGACGAGCAAUGGGUGUAUCGUGCCGUUUUGUUGGACUUUUUCUGGGCUCGACAUAAGUUUCACGCGAGGACCAUGUCUGGCAUCGUUGGGGCCUUUAACAUUUGGGCCGGGCAAGGUCCUAUGACAAUCACUACGGAACCGUUUGAGUACAGGAAGCGCUUCAUGAAAAUGGUUCAAAAAUUGCUGGUAGGAAGGGAAUGCGAUGAAUAAUGGGAUCUCUGCGACUACUCCUGAAAAAUUUAUUAGAAGCCAGUAUUCUCCUCACAGCGCUCUCGAUUUUAGUUCUAAAUAUACACCGAGUUUACUUGUGAGUGCCCACAGUUCAGGCAGAGAGCAUACCCGGCAUUCAUGACUAUAGACUCCGAAUUUCUAGAAGAUCUUCCACCGGAUGACAGUGUGUAAGGAUACUACUGCUUAAUUCCCGAUAUUGUUGAAAUACCUAGUCUAUGGCUUGGAGUACAUUUUAAUAAAGGAUAUUAAUUCAC
Molecule: messenger RNA, 1489 nt
Organism: Trichoderma harzianum CBS 226.95
Lineage: Eukaryota; Fungi; Ascomycota; Sordariomycetes; Hypocreales; Hypocreaceae
Exons: 1
Coding region: 90-1214 (374 amino acids)
Biological process (GO): phosphatidylinositol metabolic process
Molecular function (GO): phosphatidylinositol kinase activity
Source: RefSeq, a predicted model, not a curated record